Messenger RNA from Sphaeramia orbicularis (orbiculate cardinalfish), 1568 nucleotides. RefSeq names its product HIRA interacting protein 3 (gene hirip3). Gene Ontology annotation, cellular component: nucleus. The coding region runs from base 45 to 1373 and encodes 442 amino acids. The record is from RefSeq and is a predicted model, not a curated record. NCBI's taxonomy places the organism in Eukaryota, Metazoa, Chordata, Actinopteri, Kurtiformes, Apogonidae. The transcript is spliced from 8 exons.
CCAGGGUUGAUUCCGUCCCCGCCAAACAGAAAUAAUACGAUAAAAUGAAGGUGUCCGAGAAAGAGUCGCAGACAAUCCGUAAAUUUGUGCGCCGUCAGCUCCGCGAUGAGCCAGACCUCAGUACACUGACCAUAGGAAUUUUGAAACGCCGGUAUUUGGAAUAUGUGGGACACGAAUCAUUAAGUUCAGAGGCCAAACAUUUCAUGAAACGGGUGGUUGAGGAGGAGCUGGUCAAAAUGCAGGACAAUGACUGUAAUGGAAGUGAUUCAGAGGUCAAGGUACCUCAAAAUAAAAGGAAAAGAGAAGAGGAAAGUGAUGGUGUAGUGACUGAGAGUGAAGAUGAAUCCAGAGCAAAAAAAUCCCGCCGAGUGUCAAAUUCAUCAUCAGAAUCAGAGGAUGAAAAGGAAAACAAAACUGCAAGUGAAUCCUCAGAGGAUGAAGAGCAAAUUAAAGCUGGAUCUGGGGGGGCAAAGAAAAAGGCGGAAACCACCAAGAAAAAGACAAACAAAGCUACUGAGCGACAAAUUAGCAGUGACGAUUCUUCAGAUGAGGAAACAAAAGAGGCACAAAUGGAUGAUGGACUGAAAGAGAACAGCGCCAGUCCGAAGGAACCAACUAGGAAGAAAGACAAUACUGUAAAUAAUGGAAAGCGCAAGAGCAGCAAAACAAGUGAAGAUGAAUCUGACUCAGACAGCAAGUCAGAAAGGAGUGCUAAGAGAGACAGCAAUGAGUCUUCAGAUGAUGAUGAUGAUGAUGACGAUAAUAAUGAAAAGGAAGAACGUGUCACAGUGGAAAAGAGAGAUGAAGACUCAGAUUCUUCAUCACUCCCAUCUAUAGAAGAUGAUGAAGAAGCUGACAAACCAAAGAAAGAGGUGAAGAAGAAGAAGAAGAAGGAGAAGAAGACGAAAGCAGUGACAAAACAGGAAAAAACAAAAAGUGAAAGGGAUGGAACAAAAGCAGUAGCGAGGCUCAAGCACUACAUCACUCUAUGCGGAGUGAGACGUAAUUACAAGAAGCUCUUUGAAAACUGUCACUCUGUUCACUCCCAAGUGGCUGUUUUAAAGAAAGAGCUUGAAGAUCUUGGUGUUGAGGGUCACCCAUCCAUUCAAAAAUGCAAGAAAAUCAGAAUGAAGAGAGAGAGAGCUCAAGAAAUAGCUGAGCUUGAUGUUAACAACAUAAUAUUUUCACAAGGUCGACCUAAACGGAGGGGUGUCCUGAAUGAACAACAGAAGUCUCCAUCCUCUACAUACCAGCGUACUUUGAGCUCCGGUUCUGAUAGUGAUCAGGAAAACAAAACACACAAAACGCAAAGAAGAACCACAGACUGGAGCAGCCUUCAGGGAAUCAUCAGCGACGAUGCUGACAGUGACUGAUACAAGUUCUAUUUAAUGUUCAGAAUGUUUUUAGUCCAAGUACAGCUCUGGCAUGUAGAGAUGCAUGUUAUAUGAUGAAUAUGAAUCCAGUCUAUUUCUAAUAAUAAAAGUUUCUGAAGCAAAAGUGACGUUUAUGUAACUGAUGUCUAAUAUCUCAUGUUAUUUGUUACAAAUAAAAUAAUUUUUUUAUUAUUA